This is a messenger RNA of Metarhizium album ARSEF 1941, 1638 nucleotides long. Its product is annotated as Peptidase S1/S6, chymotrypsin/Hap. Bases 1 to 1638 code for a protein of 545 amino acids. Gene Ontology annotation, biological process: proteolysis. The record is from RefSeq and is a predicted model, not a curated record. The transcript has 5 exons. Lineage: Eukaryota; Fungi; Ascomycota; Sordariomycetes; Hypocreales; Clavicipitaceae. Gene Ontology annotation, molecular function: serine-type endopeptidase activity.
AUGGUGCUCCGGGUGGCUGUUGCGGCUGCCAUGGCGAUGCUGGGGGCGCAAACGCAAACGGCGACUGCGUUGCCGCUGGAAGGGCCUACCACCAAAAUCGUGGACGGAGAGUCCUCCGACAAGGGCAACUUUCCCUUUAUCGUUGCGUUGAUGCCUCCCGGGGGCGGUUCCAAUUUCUGCGGCGGCACGCUCAUCAGAGAAGAUACCGUCCUGACCGCCGCUCAUUGUUGUAAAAGCUUGCGUCCGAGGUCCAUGAUCCGCGCCGGAUCGCUUAAUCGCAUGAGCGGCGGGAAAGUCUCGACGAUUCAGUCGAGCCGCGUGCACCGUGGUUUCAAUGGCAAGACGUCGCUUGACAAAGACCUUUGUCUCCUCACCAUAUCGCCAAGUAUCCGAGAAAGCAGCACAGUCAGGUACGGCAAGCUGCCGCAGCAGGGAACCGACCCCAAACCCGGGUCCUCGGUAACGGUAGCUGGUUGGGGCAGCUUGAAAGAGGGAGGGCCGUCGCCCGACUUGUUGAAGGAGGUCAGCCUUAAUGUCGUAGAGCGCGCUCAGUGUGCCAAGUUGAUCAGCAAGGCCGGCGGGCCGCCAAUCACAGACAACAUGGUCUGCGCAGGAGGAGGCGACGAGGAUUCCUGCAAUGGCGAUAGUGGCGGCCCGCUCAUUGAUUCCAAGUCGAGGGAGAUUGUCGGCGUCGUCUCGUUUGGCCUCGGCUGUGCGCACAAGGGACUGCCCGGCAUUUACGCAAGAGUCAAGGGCCAACUCAAUCCCGCCGACUUUGUUCAAAGUCAAGGUACUCAGGGGCCGGGUGGGAUCGAAACACCGCCGCCCGGCGGGCCGGGAACACUGUCAACGGAUAAGCCGGGGAUGCUUCCGGCUCAUCUGCCGUGGAUACCUGCGGCUCAUGUGCCGGGAGCGCCUCCGGUCUACGCACCGGGAUUGCCGCCACUUGGUGAGCCCGGAGCACCGCCAACUAACAGACCGGGAAAACCUCCAACUCAGCGGCCAGGGAUGCCGCCGUUUGGAAUGCCGCCGUUUGGUAAGCCUGGGCAACCGUCAACGGACAAGCCAGGGAGGCCUCCGGGCGAUGACUCAGGAAAGCCACCUACUUACCGGCCCGGAGCGCCAUCAUCAGGUUUGCCGCCGUUUGACGGGCCCGGAACGCCGUCAACAGACAAGCCAGGAAGGCCUCCAGGUGAUGACUCAGGAAAACCUCCAACUCACCUGCCAGGUUUGCCGCCGUUUGGUAAGCCUGGGCAGCCGUCAACAGACAAGCCUGGAAGGCCUCCGGGCGACGACUCAGGAAAGCCACCUACUUACCGGCCCGGAGAGCCAUCACCGGACAAGCCAGGAAGCCCUCCGAGUGGCGACUCGGGAAAACCACCUACUUAUCGGCCUGGAGCGCCAUCAACGGACAGGCCAGGAAGGCCUCCGAGUGAUGACUCAGGGAAACCACCCACUUACCGGCCCGGAACACCAUCGACGGAUAAGCCAGAAAGCUCUCCAGCUGAUGACUCGGGAAAACCUCCGACUUACCGGCCCGGAACGCGGUCAGCGGAUGAUCCGGGAAGGCAUCCGGCUGAGAGCUCAGGGAAAACCCCCCAGUUACCGACCCGGAACGUCUCCGUCUGGAGCGGGUGA